UGUUACUGGUGGUUUGGUUGUCUGUCAUGCUCUCCGUGCUUUACAGCCAGGGGACGGUGGCUUGUCCUGACAAGUGUAGGUGUAGCAGAUCACCUAUCUGUAACGGGACUUAUGUGGAUUGUUCUUUGGGAAGUCUGAGCGGAGUACCGACUAACAUCCCCACGGACACUUGUAAACUGAAUCUGGAAUAUAAUCAAAUAACAACACUACGGAAUGGAAUCCUUGACAAUUUGGCGAAUUUACAGCAUCUAAAUCUGAGACGGAAUAAACUGACAACCAUUCCAGAGUUAAUUUUUGAAACUUUGGUGAAUUUACAGUUUUUAGAUCUAAGAUGGAAUCAAAUAACAACCAUACCGGAUGGAAUCUUUGAGACUUUAGUGAAUUUACAACAUCUAUACCUGUGGGACAAUCUAAUAUCAACGUUACCAAAUGGGAUGUUUGACGGAUUGACGAAUAUACACACCCUAAACAUGGGAGGCAAUAAAAUAACAACAUUACCAAAUGGAAUUUUUGACACCUUGGUGAAGUUACGUGAGCUGUCUCUGGGAGCUAAUCAAAUAGCAACUCUGCCGAAUGGGAUAUUUGACGCUUUGUUGAAUUUAAAGACUAUAAACCUAUACAGCAAUGAAAUAAGAAAGUUACCGAAUGGGAUCUUUGACGCGCUAGUGAAUCUACAGGACUUAUAUAUCUACCGUAAUCAAAUAGCAACGAUACCGAUUAGGAUACUUCACCUCUUGGUGAAUUUACAGACAUUUGCAUUGGAAAGGAACCCUCUUCGCUGCGACUGUCAGUUGGUCUCCUUUCUCAGGUUUGCCGAAUCGAGAAAGCUCUUCAGAGAACCUUCGUGUCAAAGCCCUCUUCAUCUGAAUGGAACACUACUAAAGGCCAAAAGACUCCAUGACAUGGUUUGUGAUUCAGAUUCUACAACCGGUUCUGACCUCAGCACUACACGCGCAAUCAUCGAUAUUCCCGGUAAAGAACCCAACACUACUGCUACUGACGUCAUCACUACCCACCCAGAAAUCACCACCACAAAGAUCACUAAAGUAUUCAAUGAAGUAACCAUUCCAGAUCAGUGUUCAUUCAUUUAUGCUGCUCAUGAAUUUCGGUCAACCUUUCAUGGGAGAAAAGCGUUCAUAAACCUGCAUUCAUUUGUUUUACUACAACGACAAAUGUAGUCUAAGAUUUAAGGAUACUGAACGUGGUAUCCUGGUGGCCAGGACGCUUGCUUCCCUCUGCUUUGAAGAUUUAAGGAUACUGAACGUGGUAUCCUGAUGGUCAGGACGCUUGCUUCCCUCUGCUUUGACGUUUAUUGGGAAUAUUCUUUUUUUACCUUAGUUAAGCGUUAUAUAUUGAAAUGACAUAUCCAAAAGAUCCAUGGUUUUCACUUUACGUUUAACACCGCGAUGAUAUUCUAGAUAUUUUCUCAUAUUACUUUGCAGUUGUCAAUUUUAAGUGUUGGCUUACUAGUAUAUAUUGGCAUUAUUUACCUAAGUUAGAAUUCUAUCUACUAAAACAGAUGAUGUAGUUGCUUAAUUGUUAUUGUUUAACUUCACACUAGAGUAUUUCACUAAUAUUGAGAUGUCACCAUUACCGGUGACAGACUGUAAAAUUUAGUCACAUGCUCGACUCUUACAGCCUUUCAGCAGGGAGAAAUCUUUAUCGUGUCACAACUGCUGUGACACCGGUCCUCGGUUUUAAUUAUCUCAUCCGAAGGAAAGCCUUAUUCCCCUCUUACGACAAGUAAAGGGUACCACUGACUUAUUCUAGCCCAGAUCAUCACUGGACUAUAAGGAACUCUAUCUGAACUUCGGCUCUCGGGUUGAUGUGGGGUCACUCGGCCUGAUAUGACAUACGACAUGGAUUUUUGCAUGAUAUAUUUUCUAUGUAUUUCUUCAUAGACAUAGAAGAUGUCAAGAAUACACAGGAGAACGUGAAAAGUUUUCACCCAUGUUUUAACUUCAUUAUAUUGGGGGUGGGAUAAUUUUUAUUUAUUAACUCAAAAAUUAAAGUGGAUCGCACCUCGGUUUUGUAGUUUUAUAAUUUUUGGAAGUAUAUCUUUAUUUCUACGCAGAAUGAGUAUUAUGAAAUUAAAAAGAAAAAUUGGAGCCAUGGCGAUUCUUACCGUGCACACAGCAUUAAAUUUGAUCUUUUGGUAUUAUGUACUGACAAUGUCUAGUCAUAGACUCUAUUUGUAUGUUGGUGUCAACACGACAUAAGCAACACAAACCAAACACCAUGUUUUAUAGGAAUAUCGAUCUUAAAAAGUUUAAUACCUGUGCAUUGAAAGAAAAUAAUGACUUUUUUAUACGUAGCAUACGGAAAAGUUUGAAUUUGUUGAAAAUGUGUUUAUUGUAACCAUGUAUGACUGUAAUUUGAAGUAUAAUUUUAUAUAUUCUAUACUCACUUUUAAUAUGAUCAUUAUAUUCAAUCUAUUAAAGGGGGCCCAUCUAUACAGAGAGAGAUGUUGAAGUUGGCCAGACAGGACGUUGCCAUCAAGCGGAAGAUGCUCCAAACCUUUAAAGCGUUUGUGGCUCGCAAGAAAAGAAAAAAUGGAAAGAAGAGCAAAAUGUCGAGCAAAUUUUGAGUUGUAGUUUGUGAUAUGUAUAAUCAUGUUUUCAUUUCUUUUGUAAACUUACUAUCUUCUAUAGAAUCAUACCUUGUUGUCACAUAUCUGCGGGAAGAGGCUAUUUCUGACAUGUUUUUAUUCCAACAAAUUAAUCCCAUUACCAAAAAAGUUUAAUUAUUGAUUAAUUAAUAUUGCAAUCAAAGUCCACACCAGAAAAUAUUUAUUAGAGGUAACUUUGAUCCAGCAUACGAAUACCUGUAUGCGAAUUGUAUCUUGUCAAGUCGAAGUCAACCACUUUGUCAUUUUACUUCCAUGUUUUAUCUAAAUUCUUUCUAUUGUUUUAUCAUUUCCUUUAUAGCACUUUUAUCCGUAUAUUAUCAUUGAUUGUUAGCACACACAUUGUACAGUGCAUAUAAACUAUAUGUAGUUUUGUGCUUUAUAAAGGAAUAAAAUAAUAAUAAUACCAC
Molecule: messenger RNA, 3036 nt
Organism: Ostrea edulis (European flat oyster)
Lineage: Eukaryota; Metazoa; Mollusca; Bivalvia; Ostreida; Ostreidae
Product: leucine-rich repeat-containing protein 15-like
Exons: 11
Coding region: 27-1178 (383 amino acids)
Cellular component (GO): plasma membrane
Molecular function (GO): protein binding
Source: RefSeq, a predicted model, not a curated record